Messenger RNA from Melanotaenia boesemani (Boeseman's rainbowfish), 4557 nucleotides. Its product is annotated as NACHT, LRR and PYD domains-containing protein 12-like. The coding region runs from base 84 to 4508 and encodes 1474 amino acids. Gene Ontology annotation, molecular function: protein binding. The record is from RefSeq and is a predicted model, not a curated record. Lineage: Eukaryota; Metazoa; Chordata; Actinopteri; Atheriniformes; Melanotaeniidae. The transcript has 19 exons.
UUUUUCUUUUUUUUUUCCGCUGACGUCUGACGUCGCGUCUGACGCUGAGCUCCAACAUCUGCAGCUGCUUCUGAUAACGGAAGAUGGAGAGGAGUGGUGUCUCUGAGGAGCAGCAGCCGUCAUGCUGUCCUUUGUGUCGGGGCGUCCUGAAGGAUCCAGUCUCUACCAGCUGUGGACACUGGUUCUGCAGACACUGCAUCAGCUCAUACUGGGACCAGUCUGCUUCACUGGGAAGUUUCUACUGUCCCCAGUGCGGUAAAACAUCCAGCCAAGCAGAUGUUGGUCUGCAGGAGGUUUUAGAUGAACAUAAAAUCAGUCUGAGGAGGAGAUGUGAACAUGUGACUGAAGGAACUGAUGGAACAGGAAGUAGAACCCUCCUCAACAGGAUCUACACUGAGCUCUUCAUCACAGAGGGACAGAGUGAAGAGGUUAAUACCCAACAUGAGGUGAGGCAGCUGGAGACCGCUUCCAAGAUCAACACCCUCCAUGACACUCCAAUCAGGUGCCACGACAUCUUUAAAGCCUUACCUGACCAACAAGGACCAAUCAGAGUGGUUCUGACCAACGGCGUCGCUGGUGUUGGAAAAACCUUCUCAGUGCAGAAGUUCACUCUGGACUGGGCAGAGGGCUUGGAGAACCAAGAUGUCAGUGUGGUGGUUCUGCUUUCAUUCAGGGAGCUGAACUUGAUCAGAGAUGAUCAGUACAGUCUUCUCCAGCUGCUCCAUGUUUUCCAUCCAACAUUACAGAAGAUCCCAGCAGAGCAGCUGGCUGUCUGGAAACUUCUCUUCAUCUUUGAUGGUCUGGAUGAAAGCAGACUUUCUCUGGACUUCAACAACACUGAGGUUGUUUCUGAUGUCACACAGAAGUCUUCAGUCAACGUGCUGCUGACAAACCUCAUCAAGGGGAAUCUGCUGCCCUCGGCUCUCAUCUGGAUCACUUCUAGACCUGCAGCAGCCAAUCAGAUCCCUCCUACAUGUGUUGACAGGGUAACAGAAGUACGAGGCUUCACUGAUGUCCAGAAGGAGGAGUACUUCAGGAGGAGAUUCAGUAAUGAAGAGAUGUCCAGCAGAAUCAUCUCCCACAUGAAGACAUCCCGGAGCCUCCAUAUCAUGUGUGGAAUCCCAGUCUUCUGCUGGAUCACUGCUACAGUUCUGGAGCACAUGUUGACCACAGAGCAGAGAGGAGAGCUGCCCAAGACCAUGACGGACAUGUACUCACACUUCCUGAUGGUCCAGACAAAGAGGAAGAAGAACAAGUACCAUGAGGGACAUGAGACGAGUCCACAAGAGCUGAUGGAGGCUGACAGGGAAGUUCUUCUGAAGCUGGGGAGGCUGGCGUUUGAACAUCUGGAGAAAGGACACAUCAUGUUCUACCAAGAAGACCUGGAGCAGUGUGGUCUGGAUGUUACAGAGGCCUCGGUGUUCUCAGGAGUUUGUACUGAGAUCUUCAGAAAAGAGUGUGUGAUCUUCCAGAAACCAGUUUACUGCUUCGUUCAUCUGAGUGUUCAGGAGUUUCUGGCUGCAGUCUACAUGAUGCACAGUUACAUCAACAAGAACACAGAGGUGCUGAAGAUCCUCCUGGGUCAAUACUACAGCUACUCAUCUUUGGAUGAACUCCUAGAUAGAGUCAUAGAUGUUUCCACUAAAAGUAAAAAUGGCCACCUGGACCUGUUCACUCGCUUCCUUCAUGGCCUCUCUCUGCAGUCCAACCAGAGACUCUUAGCAGGCCUGUUGGGUCAGACAGAGAACAGUCCAGAAACCAUCCAAAAAGUCAUCAGUAAUUUAAAAAGUAAAGACAGAGCCAGUACUGAUCUAUGUCCUGACAGAAGCAUCAACAUCUUCCACUGUCUGAUGGAGAUAAAUGACCUCUCAGUUUAUCAGGAGAUUCAAGAGUUCAUGAAGUCAGAGAACAGAUCAGAGAAGAAGCUCUCAGAAAUCCAAUGUUCAGCUCUGGCCUACAUGCUGCAGAUGUCAGAGGAGGUUCUGGAUGAGCUGGACCUGGAGAAAUACAACACAACAGAAUGGGGACGACAUAGACUGAUCCCAGUUGUGAGGAACUGCAGGAAGGUUCGACUUGUAGGUUGUCGACUCUUUGACGCUCAGUGUGAAGUUGUUGCUUCAGCUCUGAAGGCCAACCCCUCCCAUCUGACCGAGCUGGAUCUCAGUCAAAAUGACUUGAGGUACUCCGUUGUGGAGAAGCUGUUUGCUGGACUGGAGAGUCCGAAUUGUAGACUGGAGACUCUAAGAUUGUGGAACUGCAGCUUGUCAGAGUCCCAGAUUCUAUCUCUGAUCUCAGCUCUGAACUCCAACCCCUCCUAUCUCAGACAUCUGGACCUGAGUGAAAACCAGCUGCAGGAUUCAGUAGUGAUGGAGCUCUGUGGCUUUCUUAAAAAUGCUGACUGUAGACUGAAGACUUUGAGAUUGAUUUGCUGCAGUUUGUCAGAGGUCAGCUGUACUUCACUGGUAUCAGCUCUGGAGUCCAGUGUCCCUUAUCUGACUGAACUGGACCUGAGUAAGAACUACAACCUCGGCGACUCAGGAGUGAAGCAGCUUUUUGAAAAACUAAAAAGUCCAAACUGUAGCGUGGAGACUCUGAGAUUGGAGUGCUGUAAUUUGUCAGAGACCAGCUGUGCUUCUCUGGUCUCAGCUCUUAAGUCCAACCCAUCCCAUCUGAGAGAGCUGAACUUGAGCUCAAACAUCUUGCAGGAUUCAGGAGUGAAGGAGUUGUGUGGUUUUCUGGAGAAUCCAGACUGUAGACUAAAGAUUCUGAGAUUGAGUGCUUGCAAGUUGUCAGAGAUCAGCUGUGCUGCUCUGACCUCAGCUCUGAAGUCUAAUCCCUCCCAUCUGACAGAAUUGGACCUGAGAUAUAACAACCUGCAGGAUUCAGAUUUUAAGGGGCUAUCUGAUCUUUUGGAGAGUCCACGCUGUAACCUACAGACUCUGAGAUUUGAGCGCUACAGUUUGUCAGAGAUCAGCUGUGCUGCUCUGGUCGCAGCUCUAAAGUUCAACCCUUCCCACCUGACGAUACUGGACCUCAGUCACAGUGAUGUGCAGGACUCUGAUGUGAAGCAGCUGUGUGGUUUCCUGCAGAGUGCGGACUGUAAACUGAAGACUCUAAGAAUGAAGACCUGUGAUUUGUCAGAGAUCAGUUGGGCUUCUCUGAUCACAGCUCUGAAGUCCAACCCCUCCUCUCUGACAGAACUGGACCUGAGGAACAACUUGACGCUGGAGAAUUCAGGAAUUAAGUCGCUCUGUGGUUUGUUGAAGAGUCCACUCUGUAGACUGGAAACUCUAAGACUGGAUAGCUGCAAUUUGUCAGAGGUCAGCUGGGCUUCUCUGAUCUCAGCUCUGAAGUCCAACCCAUCCCAUCUGACAGAACUGGACCUGAGCUUCAGCGAGGUGCAGGAUUCAGGAAUGAAGCAACUCUGUGAUCUUUUGGAGAGUCCACCCUGUCGACUGCAGACUCUGAGACUGAUGUACUGCAGUUUAUCAGAGGUCAGCUGCACUUAUCUGGUCUCAGCUCUGAAGUCCAGCUCCUCCCAUCUGACAGAACUGGACCUCAGUGGAAAUGAGCUGAAUGGUCCAGGAGUGAAGCAGCUGAUGGCUUUUCUGCUGACUCAAAACUGCAGACUGAAGACUGUGAGAUUGAAUCGGUGCAGUUUGUCAGAGGUCAGCUGUCCUUCUCUGGUCUCAUCUUUAAAGUCCAACCCUUCAUUGCUGGAAGAGCUGGACCUAUGUGGAAAUUAUAACCUGCAGGAUUCAGGAGUGAAGCAGCUGUGUUGGUUUCUGUCAAGUCCAUGCUGUAGGCUGAAGACUCUGAGAUUGGAUACCUGCAAUUUGUCAGUGGUCAGCUGUGAUUCUCUGGUCUCAGCUCUGAAGUCCAACCCCUCCCAUCUGACAGAACUGGACCUUAGCUCGAACAAGACGCAGGAUUCAGGAGUGAAGCUGCUGUGUGGUUUUCUGGAGAAUGCACACUGUCAACUGCAGACUUUGAGAUUGAGCAGCUGCAGGUUAUCAGAGAUCAGCUGUGCUUGUCUGGCCUCAGUCCUGACGUCCAGCCCCUCCCAUCUGACAGUACUGGACUUGAGUUACAACGAGCUGCAGGAUUCAGGAGUGAAACAGCUGUGUGGUUUCCUGGAGCAUCCACACUGCCAUCUGAAGACUCUGAGCCUGAGCGGAUGCAGGUUGUCAGAGGUCAGCUGCGAUUCUCUGGCCUCAGCUCUGAAGUCCAACCCCUCCCAUCUGAGAGAACUGGACCUGAAUUACAAUGAGCUACAAGAUUCAGGAGUGAAGCUGCUGUGUGGUUUUCUGGAGAGUCCACACUGUCAACUUCAGACUCUGAAGGGGAGCUGCCAUGCAAGGUGUUCAACCACGACCCAUCAGGAGCAGGUAGGGGUUCAGUGUCUUGCUCAGGGACACCUCGAAAUAAGCUUGAUGGGCCGGGAUCGAACAGGCAACCCUCAGGCUACAGGACGACUGCUCUACCCACUGAGUCCUGCCGCCCCCUAAUUUAGCAGGCACGCUUUUCCAAAACAAAUUACAGUGGUUAGGCUGUAAC